Gregarina niphandrodes is the source of this 1620-nucleotide messenger RNA. RefSeq lists its product as hypothetical. NCBI's taxonomy places the organism in Eukaryota, Apicomplexa, Conoidasida, Eugregarinorida, Gregarinidae. The record is from RefSeq and is a predicted model, not a curated record. The transcript has a single exon. Bases 1 to 1620 code for a protein of 539 amino acids.
AUGCACGCUUUGAAGUGUGAGGCUAGUAGCCUGACGGGUAGCGAGUUGCUGUCGGUAUUGAUCCGUCCGGAUGGCAGCCAGACGAAGUUGGACGAUUGUGUGGCACAGGUAGUUACGAUACAGGCGGGUGGUGCCGGCGAGGUGACGGCUUUGGUGUUGGCGCCCAAGACGGCGUUUGAGGUGGACUUGGAGACUGUCGGCGAGCGAACGCCGUUGACGUUGGAAACGACGAUGGUGGAGGGCGAGAUUUACGACUGGUUCGAGAAGUGGGACCGAAUGAUGGUGUGGCGACCCAAGGAGGGGCCUCCGGGCAACGAACGCGCGGAGGCGGCACUGCUGCUCGCGUUGCGGCGCCGGCUGGAGAGAACGGGGCCUCGGGACAAGCCUGAGGCGGUGGACGCGCUGUGUCGCGAGAUCUUUGGCGAACGCCUGCACGACGUGCACGGCAUCCUGAACGGGAGUCGCGGGGUGCCGCGUCCGGACGAGGCAGACGAGGUCAGCGUGACUGUGACGCGGCCGAUAGACCCGUCGGAGUUGGAGGAGCUCUUGGCGCAGGUGCCCGAGAACUGGAUGCCGGUGCUACAGAGGUCGGCGGAGUGGAAGACUGCGAACUGGAAUGACACCGAAGACCGAAUGGAUGCCGCACCGGCGGAACCCAGCUGCGUAACGAAGCGUUGUCUGUACACGACCGCGGGCGUUCUGGGGCUAGGCUCGGUCGUCGGCGUCAUUGCGAGGUCUAUAUGGCCGGGGUCGACCGCAUUGUCGCAAGGCGGAGCGGCGGGAGAAGACUUGCCAGGGACGUACGAACCAUUGAGUGACAACCGGGCCGCGGUAGUCUGGGCGGUGGGGGACCCAGUGCCGGCGGCUCCUUGUGGCAGCGGCACCCUACUCUGCGACGGGGGGUGUAGUAACUUCGGCAGCGGCCCCUGGCCCAUUGCCUUCGGCAACCCCUGGCCUUUCUCCUUCCCGGUCGCCUGGAAGAUUGCUCACGCGGCUGCACCGGCGAAGUGCGAAGUCCGGUGCAGCACCCGGGAAGAGACAAGGAGCUCUUUCAGCACACGACUCCUCACACAGUUCCCGCUCCAAACGCCCAACACGACCAUGUCGCUCCAGGAGCGACUCCAACAAAUCAGCGCAGCACUUAGUCAGGGUUGCGCAGGCUCGGACACCCCGUGGCAAAACGCGAGCACGCUCACCGACUGUGUCUGCGACAUGGCGUCCGUCAGCUGUCCAGUGAUUGUGAAGCCCAGUGGCAAUAAGCUGGUGUCCGUGAUGAUGCACCAGCAAGUUCACGGAGUCACUCUCGUCGACUUCGAAGCGUCCAUCGCCAGGCUGGCCGGCUCUUUCGCCGACUACACGGACGACACCUACAGCAUCUCGCCCUGCUCUUACACUUGCUGGAACCUAAGUCCGCAGGCCAAACAGACCAUAGAAGCAAACAAGGCCGCUGAAGCCGCCCGCCAGGCCACCAGUACUACCAGCAAGCCUACCACGACUACCAAGCGUACCACUGCAACCCCCCGCAGGCGUCAAACCACAAGAGAUCGUCCGGAGUGGGACGAAAGGGACAUGAUGGAUUUUUUUCUCCCUCAUCCUUGGCCUCCUCGGAAAAUGGAUUGA